This is a messenger RNA of Chironomus riparius, 1557 nucleotides long. NCBI's taxonomy places the organism in Eukaryota, Metazoa, Arthropoda, Insecta, Diptera, Chironomidae. The record is from the annotation of a GenBank genome assembly.
AUGAAGUUAAAAGUUUUGUAUUUUGUGACUUUACUAGCUUCAGUAAGAGCUGCUAAUAUCCUAUACAUAUCCACUGCACCGUCUCCAAGUCACUAUUUAUGGUGUAAACCGCUUCUCGAUGCUCUUCAUGACCGUGGCCACAACUUGACAAUAUUAAGUCCUGAUAUUGAAUCUUCAAAAGUCAAUUUAACUUUUCUCCAUUUAGAUCAGAUUUAUCCGAUGGUUUUGAAAGAAGCUAGAGAAAUGCAGUACCUGGAAGUAUCAAAUUCUAAUCCUAUAGAAAUGUUUAUGCUUUAUGUGGAAACUUCAGAGAUUGCUUGCAGAGCUAGUUUGGUAUCAAAAGGAUAUAAGCAGUUACUCGAAUAUCCAGAUGAUUUUAAAUUUGAUCUAGUUCUGCAUGAUUUUCUAGCAGACCCGUGCUUAUUAUUUUUUGUAUCGAAAUUCGGAAAUCCGAAUAUAAUUGGAUUUUCAGCCUACAACAUGCCAACACUUUUUGGAGCAAAUCUAUUAUAUCCAUCAUUUGUGCCCGGAUAUAGUCUUCUAUAUCCUACAAAAAUGAAUUUCAAACAACGAUUGGUUUCCGCUUUUGUGCAUACUGCUGAAUACUAUGUGAAAAUAUUUUAUACGGAACCGAAUGUUGACAAAAUUGUACGUGAAAAACAUCCAAAUGUUCCAUAUCUUGGAGACUAUAAGAAGAAUUACAAGCUAUUCUUAAUUAAUCAUAAUCCAAUUAUUGAUUGCAAGCAUCCAAUCUUCCCUAAUCAGAAGAAUGUCGGUGGUUUACAAGUUAAGAAGCCAAAGGAACUUCCUGACAACCUCAAAGCAUUUGCUGACAGUGCAACAAAUGGAUUAGUUCUGUUCUCAUUAGGAACGAAUGUCAGAAGCGAUUCUUUGGGUGAAGAAAGGUUAUUGAAAAUAUUGAAGGCAUUAGGAAGGCUUAAUAAGUACAAGUUCUUAUGGAAAUUCGAGACAUCUGAAAAACUUCCGAUUGAUCUACCAAAAAAUGUUAAAAUUCAAGCAUGGAUGCCUCAAAACGAUGUUCUUGCUCAUAAAAAUACAAAACUGUUUAUUUCCCAUUGUGGAUUGUUGAGCACUCAAGAAUCAUUGUGGUACGGAGUUCCUGUUCUCGGUUUUCCUGUAUUUGCUGAUCAGCAUCAAAAUGCAUUUAAGUUGAAUGAACUUGGAACCAGUGAGACGCUAGAUGUUCUUGGCUUCACUGAGGAUGAACUUUAUGAGACAGUCGUAAAGUUGCUGGAAGAUCUAAAAUACAUUAAAAAUGCAAAGAAAAUCUCAAAAGCAUUACAUGAUCGUCCGAUGUCAGCUCUAGAGGAAGCAACAUAUUGGACAGAGUGGCUUCUUCGCAAUCCAGAUAUUGACCUUGAAGGACCUGCUGCAGAUAUGAAUUUAUUUCAAAGACAUUCACUGGAUCUUUAUACAUUUGCUUUAUUUGUAUUAUUUAUUAUCAUUUAUGUGCUGUUUAAGAUUGCAAUGAUGCUACUCAAACUGUUUUUUGGAAUAAAUAGAAAAAGUGAGAUGAGAACUAAGAAGACAAACUAA